GUUCCUUUGGAUAUUAGAAUGAGUGCUCUUGAAAGUAUAAAAGAAAAGCCUUUUUCUCCAACACGGAAAAGAAAAUUAGAUGAUGAUCAAAGUGAUGAAGAUUUUUAUAAUAACGAAAUUGAUGAAAACAAAAUUGCUCAAUGUCAUAAUGCUUUAAUUCGAUUAUUUGUAUGCUGCGGCAUUCCUUUUCACAUAGUUGAUCAUCCAUUUUUCAAAGAUUUUGUAAAAACUUUAUGUUAUAAUUAUAAUUUACCUGGAAGAACAAUGUUAUCAGAUACAAUUUUAAGUCAUGAAAUUGUAAAGAUAUCAUUAAAGAUAAAACAAGAAUUAAAAUCAGCUAAAAACUUAACUUUAG
Molecule: messenger RNA, 355 nt
Organism: Racocetra fulgida
Lineage: Eukaryota; Fungi; Glomeromycota; Glomeromycetes; Diversisporales; Gigasporaceae
Source: the annotation of a GenBank genome assembly